Leishmania mexicana MHOM/GT/2001/U1103 is the source of this 921-nucleotide messenger RNA. RefSeq lists its product as hypothetical. Gene Ontology annotation, molecular function: oxidoreductase activity. The transcript has a single exon. NCBI's taxonomy places the organism in Eukaryota, Euglenozoa, Kinetoplastea, Trypanosomatida, Trypanosomatidae. The record is from RefSeq and is a predicted model, not a curated record. The coding region runs from base 1 to 921 and encodes 306 amino acids.
AUGACCUGCUUUCUCUCAGUUGUGGGCGCUGUCGCCCUGGGUGUGGUUUUUCUCAAGGUUAUCAGCUUUGUCAAGAUCAACUGCCUGACAUCCCUUAACAUGAAGAAGCGCUACGGCAACGCUGGUGACUGGGCAGUUGUCACGGGCGCUAGCGAGGGUAUUGGCUACGCCAUGGCCCUCGACCUUGGUCGUCGCGGGUUCAACGUGUGCGUCAUUGCACGUACCAUGUCCAAGCUGGAAAAGGUCGUGGAGGAACUGAAGGAGUUCGGCGUGAAGGGCAAGGCCAUUUCGUUUGAUUUCGCUUCGGCAACAUCUAAGCAGUACGCUGAUCUGUUCGCAGAGCUCGACAAGAUUCAGAUUGCCGUGCUCGUCAACAAUGUCGGUGUUAACUACACCUACACCAACUAUUUCGACGAGGUAGAUCUUGAGACGGAGCUCCGCUUGCUGAAAGUAAACUGUGAGUCGAGUGUCCGCAUGACGAAGUAUGUGGUGCCGAAGAUGAAGGCGAAGCGCUGUGGUGCCAUCCUUAUGCUCGGCUCCGUCUCCGCCGUUACUCCUGCCCCGCUUCUGUGCACGUACGCAGGAACGAAGGCCUUCAACCUGUCUUUUGGCUCUGGUCUCUACUACGAAUUGAAGGAUUUUGGAAUUGAUGUUCUUGCAGUGUCGCCAAACAUGGUGGUGAGUAAGAUGACCCAAGGUCUUAGCUCCCGCAAGCCACGUGAGACCUUCAUGAUGGUGAACGCUGACAGCAUGGCGCAUCAGACGCUUGACAAGCUGGGAUCUGUGCCUCAGACUCCCGGUCACCGCAAUCACGCCGUUCUGGAGGCAAUCGUGAGGGCACUACCCACCGAUUUUGUGUCGAACAAAAUCUUGGAGACGCAUAAGUCUAUCAAGGGUAAGGCUGAGCGAAAACGCGAAUAG